UUUUUCUUUGCUUAACAAAUUGAGGCCUUCACUUCGAUAUCACCGUCUUCUCUUCUCCUUAUCUUUCAUCACAUUCUCUCUUUCUUUCUGUUCUGAUACCAUUUCUUCAGGUACUUGUUCUAUAAUUGUCAGUCUGAGCUCUUCUUUGAUUCUCUCAAUAUAUAAGCACAUUUGCAAACCGACAAAGUAAUCUUAGGGCAAGUUUAUAGCAAUCUUCUUGGGGCCUAGAAACAAUCUACUGUUGAAGCAUUACAUGAUAUUGUUUUGAUUCAUCACUCUUGUUGAAAACGUGUGUGGAUAACUGCACCUGUGCUAGAAGAAGCCAUAUGAUGGCCACGGCAGCUGUUAUUGGACUUACUGCAGGAAAGAGGCUUUUGAAUUCCUCCUCCUAUUACUCUGAUAUUACUGAGAGGCUCUCUUAUGUCGGUGAUCAUGGAUUCACGCAUUGCCAAUCCUGUUCGACAAAGAAUGUGAUAGUUGCCAAGAGGGAUUUGAACUACAGCCCCAGUUUUCCAGCAUUGGAUCAGAACAUACAGACGAUUAAGGCCCUUAAAGAGCACGUCGAUACUGCUGCUGUCCCUUCAGCUGAGGAGAUGUGGUAUCAGAGGUCCAAUGAGUUUGAAGAUGAAAUCUCUGAUUUUGACUCUUCAUUGGAGGCUCUUCUUUUGCUGCAAAAGUCUAUGCUGGAAAAACAAUGGAACCUUUCAUUCGAGAGCGCAGCAAUAGCUGAAUCACCAAGAGAAAAAACUCACAAGAAGAUACCUAUCACUUGUUCUGGUAUUUCUGCUCGGCAACGGAGAAUAAAUUUUAGGAGGAAAACUUCAAACCAAAAUAAAUCAUUAGUGCAACCUAAUGGCCGUAUGCAGCUAAAAUCAAGUAUCAGUCCAGAGUUGAUUCCAAAUCGUUCGAAGGGGGGCUAUGUGAAGGGUGCAAUAAGUGAGCAACUUCUCCCACAUGCAGAAGUUGUGCGGCUGUCUGAAAUAAUUAGAAUUGGCCUUUCCUUAGAGGAGCGGAAAUCCAGGCUGAAGGAGAGAUUAGGGACUGAUCCUACUGAUGAACAACUUGCAACUUCCUUGAGAAUCUCUCGCUCUGAACUACAAUCAAAACUGAUGGAGUGUUCUCUGGCAAGGGAGAAGCUGGCAAUGAGCAAUGUUCGGCUAGUCCUGUCUAUUGCACAAAGAUACGAGAACAUGGGUGCUGAAAUGGGAGACCUUGUUCAGGGUGGCCUGAUUGGACUAUUGCGGGGCAUUGAGAAAUUCGAAUCUUCAAAAGGGUUCAAGAUUUCAACUUAUGUGUAUUGGUGGAUACGUCAGGGUGUUUCAAGAGCAUUAAUUGACAACUCUAAAACUUUAAGAUUGCCAACACAUUUACAUGAACGGUUAGGACUAAUUCGGAAUGCUAAGAUUAAGCUGCAAGAAGACGGAAUAACUCCGUCUAUUGAUAGAAUUGCAGAAUCCUUGAAAAUGUCACAAAAGAAAGUUAGGAAUGCUACAGAGGCAAUUAGUAAGGUCUUCUCCCUUGAUAGGGAUGCAUUCCCGUCACUGAAUGGUCUUCCUGGAGAGACGCAUCAUAGUUACAUUGCAGAUAAUUGUCUGGAGAACAAUCCGUGGCAUGGAGUAGAUGAGUGGUUGCUUAAGGAAGAAGUAAACAAGCUCAUCAACUCAACACUUCAAGAACGGGAGAGGGACAUUAUACGUCUUUACCAUGGUCUGGACGACAAAUGUCUUACAUGGGAGGACAUUAGUAAACGGAUAGGUUUGUCAAGAGAAAGAGUACGGCAAGUUGGACUUGUCGCACUAGAGAAACUAAAAAACGCUGCAAGGAAGAGAAACAUGGAGGCUAUGCUAAUGAAACAUUAGUUUUGCGCGUUUCAUCGAGGGCUCAACAGUAUGAUUGUAUAUAGAGAGAGAACUGAAUCUGCAUUUCUUUAUCAGAAAUAUUGAUACAAGGUAUUGAAUGAUA
Messenger RNA from Tripterygium wilfordii, 1962 nucleotides. Its product is annotated as RNA polymerase sigma factor sigA-like. The transcript is spliced from 10 exons. The record is from RefSeq and is a predicted model, not a curated record. NCBI's taxonomy places the organism in Eukaryota, Viridiplantae, Streptophyta, Magnoliopsida, Celastrales, Celastraceae. Bases 327 to 1859 code for a protein of 510 amino acids. Gene Ontology annotation, molecular function: DNA-binding transcription factor activity. Gene Ontology annotation, biological process: regulation of DNA-templated transcription; DNA-templated transcription initiation.